AUGGUUUCUGCCGCGCAUCACUUGGUUUGGCUCAUCGCCCUUGCGCCCACUGCUGCAGCAGCCCCCUGCUCGAAUGGAACCUGCAUGGGCGGACUGGGCUUGCUCCAGAAGGUCCCAGCACGACAACAUGUGCUACUGACCGUUGCCACCGACUAUGAUUGGUUUCCUGUGGAUGGGGGAUUCGCUCGAGCCUGCCGCGGUGCUUCUCCUGGCGACAACGCUGCGCAGCACUAUACGGUUAUUCAUGGAAUCACAACUCUGGAGGACUGCAAGAGCGCCUGUGCUCAGAAUGCCACUUGCCGGGGUGUGGAGUACAGCCUCGGCCGGUGCGAGGUUUGGACGCGGCCGGAGGGUAUCCAGGCCAGCAUCGAGCUGGAGGACUACUCUUGCUGGAGUUACGGGCCGUCGCACUUCGUUGCUGCCGAUGGCGGCAUGGGCCGAGCCUGCCGAGGUGCAAAUGCCGAGGACGAUUCGCCAGCAUACUUCAUGCCACAUCAAGGUGUGCAGACGCUGGAUGGGUGCAAGGACCUCUGCUAUGCGGCACAACAAUGCCAAGGAAUCGAGUACAUGGAAGACGGAGGAUACUGCAAAGUUUGGACUCGGCCAGAGGGCAUCGGCAGCACUGCCGCCCUUCCGGGAUCCCAGUGCCUCCGCCUCGAGUUCCUGCCGGCCGAUCCCGUGGCGGGCGAUGCUGCCUGCCGUGGCAGACAUGCAUCUGACAACAAUCCCGCCAACUAUUUCGUGGCCCAGGAUGGGAACUCUAUUGAAGAUUGCAAGCAAAGCUGCCGGGAGGAGCCAGCAUGCAAGGGUAUCGAGUACAGCACUGGCCGCUGUGAAGUCUGGACCGUGGCUGGGGGCAUUAAGGCCGUGAAGGCACUAAGUGGCUUCACCUGCUUGAGGUACUCCAUGGCUUCCGCAUCCGUUGCGACCACGACCACCACAAUGCCAACCACAACGACGGUAGCCACGACCACCACCAUCGUCACGACGACGACCGCUACAACGACAACGACGACCACGACCACCACUACAACCACCGCCACCACCACGACGGAGGCUGCGACUACAUCAACAACCCCUGCUCCCGCGACGACAACGGAGGCCAAGAACUGUCGGGGAAAGUAUGCGCAAUGUGGCGGUCAGAACUACAACGGAGAGACUUGCUGCAUUUAUGGCUGGGAGUGCACCUUCGUCAAUGACUUCUAUUCGCAGUGCAAGCCGAGCACUGCGCCCACCACCACUCUACCGGUGGAUUGCUCAGCACCUGGAACCGAGCUCCGCGGCAAGUUUCAGCAGUGCGGAGGUCAGAACUGGCAGGGCUCCAGGUGCUGUGAGCCUGGACUGUUCUGCAAAUUCGACAAUGACUUCUACUAUGACUGUCGACCUGUCGAGGGCAGCACGGAGCCUCCCUCGACCACGGCAGCACCCUCCACUACCACGGCUAGCCUCACUGAAACCACGAGCAGUGUCAGCACGACCACUUUGGCACCAAGCUCAACUACCGCGGGCAGCACAACAGCUGGCUCGACCAGCAUCGCACCGUGCCAGAAAGGUUAUGCCCAGUGUGGCGGGAACAACCAUGAGGGGAGUACCUGCUGCGAAGCUGGGUUUGUCUGCAUAGCCAACAGUGAAUUCUACUCCCAGUGCUUGCCUAACGUCACCACCACGACAUCUACGCUGCCGGCAACGACAUCCUCCAGCAUGACCACCACGCCAAGCAGCUCCACCCAAGCGUCGACAGCUGCACCGACCACCACUCCGGCAGCGACCACGACGGCCGCCACAGCCACCACAAUCACGUCGGCCACCAUGGCCACCACACCCUCCCCGACCACAACUGCAGGAGGCCCUACAACCACCGUGACGACAACCACAGUCGAGUGCCGAAAACGCUACAACCAGUGUGGUGGCAUAAACUACAAGGGAGUUACGUGCUGCGAGCCUGGAUGGUGGUGCGUCUACGGCGGCCCGUAUUACUCGCAAUGCAAGACAACUACCACUACGACACCGUACUCCCCAGCCCCAGCGGAUGAACGUGCAGAUGCCCAUUUUCUGAUGCAGGCCUCUUUCGGACCGACUCGUGCGAGCAUGGCCGAGAUUGAUGGUGUUGGCUACGAUACAUGGAUUCGUGAGCAGAUGGAGCUCCCUGCGAGUCUGCACCGGGCUUUCUACCGGAAACGUGCCGCGCCGCAAACUUCGGCUGCCGACAGCGCCCGCGCGAAAUGCUCCGUCGGGUCCAGGUGGCGCAGCAAGGCAUUGUCCACGGCCGAUGUUGGCAAGAACAUCUCCGUACAGGGCGGCCAGCUUCGGGUGGCUGGGCACCUUCGAACAGAGCUGAGCAGCUCAUCGACGUGGGCCUCGUUCAGCUUCGAUGGCUACAUCUGUGAGGUCAGAAGCCGAGCACCCAUUCGAGUAGUUAAGGUUGCAAGACUUGGGUUGGAUUCAGGCCCCUUGCAAAGCUUGCUCAAAGGAUCGUUGCUGUUGGUAGUUGGUGGGGUGCUUCAGGGCAGGUCUGUGAGGCUAAGGGAGGGGAGGGGAGAGGCGAGGGGAGGGAACUUCCCGGUCCGAAUCCUCGCAUUCUUGUGUGUCAGCGCUCGGCCGCGUGCAAUGCAAUGCAUGACUUCGUCUCGUUCCAGCACUUCCCUGUGA
Molecule: messenger RNA, 2649 nt
Organism: Symbiodinium sp. CCMP2592
Lineage: Eukaryota; Dinophyceae; Suessiales; Symbiodiniaceae
Source: the annotation of a GenBank genome assembly